AUGAAUUUUUUUGAUGCUCUACCUUCCUAUUUAGAGAAGAUUAAUUAGAAAUAAUACAGAUAAGAAAUGGUACCUGAAUGGUUGAGAUUAUAUUUGGAUUAUGAAACCCUUGAACAUUUGAUGAUUGUAGGAGCAGAAUUACGUCACAAAAAAAAUAGUCUAAGGGAUGUGAAUCCUAUUAAGUAUUAAGAGUUAGUUUAAAAUUAAGAAAUAAAAAAUAAAAUAGAGAAAGACAAAUCUUCAUUUUUAUUAGUCUUGGAAUAAGAAUUAUAAAAAAUAGAAUCAUUUAUUCUCUAUAAGUAUUAAGAUUUAUUAUGCAAAUUACAAUAAUUACAAGAGCAAAUAAAAUUAAUGUAGUUAUAAGAUAAACUUCAUAAAAGUAAAAUAGAAUGUUUAAAGCAAUAAUUUUAUGAACUUUAUAAGUAAGAAUUAUAAUUUUAAUCAUUUAUUUUAUUGCAUAUAAAAAUUAUGUAAUAACUCUAAUAUGAAAUUUAAUAUUGUUUUAAGAUUGAUAUUUUAAUAAAAGACAGAGCAAUACUUGAACAAUUAAAUUAUAAAUUGGAUGAUGAUAAGUCUAAAAUUCAUUAAUUGUUAAGUUUUAAUUUUUAUUUGUAUGAUCCAGAUACAUGCAGAAAGAAUUUAUAAAAAUAUUCAAUUAAGAAAAAGACAGGAUCUAAAAACAUAUAUUUAUUUGGAUUAUUUUUUGGCAUAAGUAUUGUGAUAGUAACUAUAUUAUUAUUGAUGAGAUUGGAAGGUAUGUUAGACCCUGAAAAUGAAGCAUUGUUUUCUCCAAUAUUUCCUUCAAUUAGAGGAGGUGGAUUAUUAUUAAUUUAUUAUUGGUUAUUGACUUUGGAUUAAUAUAUAUGGAUUAAAUAUUAAAUUAAUUACAAACUUUAUUUAGGAUUUAACCAUCACUUUUCAACAUUAACUGAAGUCAUAAAAAGAGUAAGUUUCUUAAGUACUAUAUUUUUACUUUUGUUUUUAAUUACUUGUAUCUAAGUAGAAGAAAUAGCUUUUAAAGAUUAUAGGCAUGUAAUAAAGAUACUUCCACUUCUUUUUUGGAUAAUAUUUUUUGGUUAUUUAUUAAUUCCGACAAUAAAAAAAUUCAAUGGAUAAGGUAGGAGAUGGAUGUAUAGAAUGUUAAAAGGAGCAUUAUUCACUCAUUUUAUAAGCUAUGAUGCAAGGUAUACUUUUGUUUUAGAUUAAUUUGUAUCUCUAUUUUCACCAAUAAGAGAUCUGGAAUACACAGUAUGUUAUUAUUCGAUUGAUGUAAUUGUGUUUAAUUAAUUAAGUUAUUCAAUGAUAAUAAAGAGAUAAUACAUUAUAAGGAAUGUGAAUAAGGAUAGAGAAUAGUAGCAGAUAUAUGUUUAGCAGUUGUAUUUUCUCUAAAAUGUUUACAUUGCUUAACUUUAGCUAAAAAAAAUGGUAAAUUUAUCAACACUUUGGAAAUGUGGAAUUUUCUUAAAAAUUUACUUGCUGUAUCUGUUGGUAUUGUUGGAUGUUUGAAUAAAUUUGAUAAAAGUGAUGCUAUUUUAUGGAUAAUUCUGGCUUGUACUUUCACAAUUUUAUAAUAAUAUUGGGAAAUAAAAAAUGAUUGGUUAUUUUUAUAGCCAGAUUCUAAAUAUAAAUUUUUAAGAAGUGAUUUAGCUUUUAUUAAUCCACAUUUUUAUUAUUUUCUCAUUAUAUUAAAUAUGAUUGUAAUUUCAGCUUGGGCCUUUACAAUUAGUCCUUAAAUGUAUUUAUAUUUAAAGGUUCCUAAUUAAUAAUUAUUCAUUCUGAUUGUUGGAAUUAUGGAAUUAACAAGAAGUAAUAUAGUAUUAUAAUAUUAUUUAGGAUUUAUUCAUAAUUUGAUUAAAGUUGAAAAAGAACAUGUACUUAAUCUCAGACGAUUUAGAUCAUCAAAAGAUUUAGUAUACCCUUUUGAAUAGAAAGGAGAAAUAACUGCAAAAAUUCGAUAAUCUAAUGCUUACAAUGUCUCAGUGCUUGAAUUUUAAAGAUUAUCUUAAGAAUUUACGAGAAAUACUUAAAUGAAUUUAAAUAAAUAAGAGAUUGAGAUGCUGUUAUAAUAACCAUAUGAUUAAUAAAUAAUGAAGAUGAAUAGUUCAAUAGAUAGAAAAAAUAUCAGAUAGCAAUUAUAAACAGAAUAUUAUAUAAAAUUGAUUAAUUAGCAUUCGUGA
Paramecium pentaurelia is the source of this 2177-nucleotide messenger RNA. The record is from the annotation of a GenBank genome assembly. Lineage: Eukaryota; Ciliophora; Oligohymenophorea; Peniculida; Parameciidae.